CUACCAGCUAUAAAUUCGCGUGCAAUUCAGUCCAGUUCCACUAACUUCAUCAUGGGACCCUUCCAUCAUAUGGUUGUGACGACCAUGCUGGCGUUUCUUUUACGGGAGGAUUCGGUGCAAGCGAAUAAGGCAAAACUUCUACGAGGUCCAUCGGACGGAAAGCCAGAGGUGCUUCAAUUUGACUUAUUCGAGUUUAUACAGACACGCACCAUACAACGAAUAAUAUUGGAAUACACCGGUGGAAUAAGAACUGCGAUAAUGUCACAGGAGACUGCGAGUGGAAAAAGCGCUUAUGAAGCAAGACAUGAAACAUACAAGGAUUUCACACUUGCGGUUUUCGUUAAAGAUAAAGGAGAUUGGUACGCUCAUCAGCUUGCAGCUGCGACGGAUUUUGCAAAGUACAACGUUCAAAAUGGCCUUUUCUUCAUUGUGCACUACAACGAUUUCCCUGCUCGUUAUUUUGAUAACGAAUUUGUCAACCCUGUCGAUGAACUUUGGUUGGACCUGAAAGAUAAGGUCCUAGAAGUCACCAUUACUACCAAAGAUGAAUAUGAAAAGAGACAUGAAACCUAUAAAGGCAGAGAGAUUAAUACUAUUUUCAUCCGGAAUGAGAAGCAGGUUGGUUUUUGCCUGACACAAGAAAUGUUUGAAGAAAAAAUGGAUUCGAUUAAGCGCGAUGAUUUAAGUCGAUUCGUUUAUGUCGUCUGGCUCACAGUAAAUGUGGAUGUCCUCGGCGAGAAUUAUGUGGAAAGCAUCUGCCCGAACCGAAGAAAGCCACUUUGCUACCCCAUGAUGUAUCGCGAAGUACCUGGAAAGGUGACAGAAGUGUAUAAUGGAACACCGAUGAAUAAUAUGAGAGGAAUAUUCAAUUGGCCAUGUCAAAAGAAGUAAAAAAAAUACCAAUAAGGUACUAUCAAUACUUAGGAAGACCAAUUUCUGAAACGUACGGUACAAGCAUUUAAAUAAAAAAAAUAUU
Molecule: messenger RNA, 976 nt
Organism: Macrosteles quadrilineatus (aster leafhopper)
Lineage: Eukaryota; Metazoa; Arthropoda; Insecta; Hemiptera; Cicadellidae
Exons: 13
Coding region: 52-891 (279 amino acids)
Source: RefSeq, a predicted model, not a curated record